This is a messenger RNA of Apodemus sylvaticus (European woodmouse), 2470 nucleotides long. Its product is annotated as T-cell ecto-ADP-ribosyltransferase 2-like. The transcript has 6 exons. Gene Ontology annotation, molecular function: NAD+-protein-arginine ADP-ribosyltransferase activity; NAD+ poly-ADP-ribosyltransferase activity. Bases 347 to 1210 code for a protein of 287 amino acids. Lineage: Eukaryota; Metazoa; Chordata; Mammalia; Rodentia; Muridae. The record is from RefSeq and is a predicted model, not a curated record.
AUAAAAGGGCCACAGCACUGCCUUCUGCAACACUUGCUUUGAGAAGAGGACAGAGACCCAGCUGCCAAACAUCUUCUCAGACAGGCUCCCUUUUGCCGUGUAUUCCUGUCUGUCCUGGAGCUUCCUAUGUAGACCAGGCCAGCCUGGAACUCACAGAGAUCCACCUGUCUCUGCAGUCUCAGUGCUGGGAUUCAAAGAAUAGAGAAGGAGGGAGUCUUCACGGCAGUGCAGAACUCCUAGGUCGGUUGGCUCUGCAGUGUUCCCUAAAGAAUCAGGCAGGAGAAGCCAAGCUGAGGAGGAACCAGAAAUCCAGCCUUCCCAAGAACAACUGCAGUUUUUGACCUUGAUGAUGACACCAAAAUUUUGCAAUUUCUUCCUAACGUGGUGGCUAAUCCAGCAGGUGACUGGUCUGACAGGGACUACCAUGCUGGACAUGGCUCCCAAUGCCUUUGAUGAUCAGUAUUCGGGCUGUGUCCAAAUUAUGGAGAGAAAGGCACCCAAUCUGUUACAGGAAGACUUCAACAUGAAUGAGGAAUUUAAACAUGAGUGGAAAAAGGCAGAGAAAAAAUGGAAGCAGAUCAAAAAUAAGACUUACCCCAAAGGUUUCAAUGAUUUCCAUGGAACAGCAUUAGUUGCCUACACUGGGGACAUCUACAGCAGCUUUAAUAAGGCUACUAGAAACUUCAAAAAAGAUCCUGAUAACUUCUACUUCAGGGCCUUCCAUUACUACUUAACAAGAGCUCUUCAGCUCUUGAGUAACCAGGGUUGUCGUUUAGUUUACCGAGGCACUGAUAUCAAGUUUGACUAUGCUGGGAAGGGCUCUGUGCGAUUCGGGCAAUUCACAUCCUCAACUUCAACUGAGAAGAAUGCUUUUUCUCCAGCAUUCUUCAGUGGUCAUGGUACACAGUUUAUCAUCAAAACCUGCUUGGGGGUUUAUAUCAAAAAGUUUUCCUACUACCCUGAGGAAGAGGAAGUGUUAAUUCCAGGCUAUGAAGUAUAUCACAAAGUCACAACAAGAAAAGCAAAAGGGUAUAACGAAAUUUAUCUAGACUCCCCGGAAAAGAAGAAGAGCAACUACAAUUGCUUCUAUAGUGGUUUGACUCAAACAGACGACAUUAGCAGCUCAGGAUCCAGACAGAGCUGUGUAUCCCUGUUCCUUGUGGUUCUUCUCAGACUCCUGGUCCAGCUGCUCGCUCUUGCUGAGCUGUAGCCCUCUCCUGUCUGCAGUGUGUGGGUCUAAGUGCUUAAGGGAGGCCAAGGGACAAGCACUUGAUUGGUUGUUUAAAAUCUGUAAAGAGGGAGGGGUGGGAUCCUUUCAGGAGAAGUCUUCUUUAGCAUUCAUGGCUUCCAUAAGCAUCUAAGGACUCUUCUGGGUCUGUCCUUGAACCUUUAUACUCCCACUUCCAAUUCAUGACUCUUUGCUAUGAUCAAAAGCAAUGUUUGUCUGCCCUGUCAGCAGUAAAAGAUUUAAAGUAUGCAAUUCGUGAUGAAUUUUACAAUAUAGGGAAAUAAAAAUUUAUAGUCACAGCUUGCUUUUCUGUAACUAGAUAUUCCUAUAGAUUGUGUCAUUUGUCCAAGACGCUCUUCUGAAGUGUGAGAUCUGAUGCCCACACUUCUGCAGCUGAGAAAGCUCAUAUACCACAUUUCUUACAGAUGCUCUUGCUGGACAAAUUCCAUGUGCCAUAAACAUCAGUUUUGACCCAGUUAAAAUCUAUUUCCUAUUCUGCCCCAUUAGAAAUACAACCAGCUACUGAGCCCUGUCAGUUUACUUCAAUCACCUUGAUUGUCUCUAAAGACAUAAUUAAGCAAAUUAAUUUUUUGAGUCAGGGUUCCUCUAACACACCUGUCUGUAGUAGAAAUUGCUCAUAGAAUAGGCUAGCCUCAAAUUCACAGAGAUCUGCCUGCCUCUGCCUGCUGAAUGCUGGGAUUAAUGGCAUGCACCACCACUGCCUGGCUAAUGACAUUAAUUUUUAAAAUUAUAUCGUUACUGUAUGUGCAUGAUGUGGGUGUGCUCAAGCCUCAUAAUGUGGGUAGGGGUUGUUGGAAACAAGCAAAAGAGACUUUUUCUAAGUGCUGCCAUUUUGUUUUCAGACUCCAUUUAAUCAUAGGGGGAAACUAAGCUCAAAGUCUGACACUGCUCUAGGAGAGCUGGGGACUUCUCAGUAGCUGAACAGUGUCUGUUGUAAGUGACAGUUGUCUGGGUUCAGCUAUCUCAGGGACAACUUCUCUGUUUUGCUGGCAGGGUCAAACUAAGUUCAUGUUCCCAGGCCCAGAGACCAACUCCUAUUCUGAUUGGUGGAAACUCCCUUGCUCAAUCCCUUAUGUCAAAAUGUGAUCAGAGAAUGCUACAGCCCACCCUCCUUGUUUUAUGAUUUCAUUCAGGAUUGGAAUUCAACUCCUGAGUCUGUUCUGGGUGCCCUGAUUCAUCCGUUGUUCAAUCUGCUUGAUUAAAAUGUAUUUUUGUCACCUG